Messenger RNA from Mixia osmundae IAM 14324, 1370 nucleotides. RefSeq names its product glycoside hydrolase family 26 protein. Gene Ontology annotation, biological process: substituted mannan metabolic process. Lineage: Eukaryota; Fungi; Basidiomycota; Mixiomycetes; Mixiales; Mixiaceae. Gene Ontology annotation, molecular function: mannan endo-1,4-beta-mannosidase activity. The record is from RefSeq and is a predicted model, not a curated record. The coding region runs from base 1 to 1308 and encodes 435 amino acids. The transcript is spliced from 3 exons.
AUGCCUUGGCGAACGUCCGUGCCCGCAAGGUCCGAGCUGGCAGCUUGGGCAGGAGAAGCGGCCAAAGAGAGAUUGCGCAGGCACGCGAGCAGUCGUAACACAAAAGCGGAAGUCUUUGCUCUUCCUGUCGAGUUCCGUGUCUCUAUCUUUGCGGAUGCGUCUGCACUCUGUAUCUCUUUUGCGAGUACCAGACAGCGAAGAGAUUGCUGUCUGACCUCGCAGAACCCCAAAAUUGUUCGUUGCCGAGCCGCAAGCAAUCAGCUCUUCGGUCUGUCAAAUGCAAGCGAUGCGAUGACCAUCAACGGUGUCCAUAUCGGCUUUCUGCCCGAUUGGACUCGAGAGAACCCUCGUGCGCUGAACCAGCAGCUCGGCAAACCUAUGCAGAUCAUCGGUGACUACUUGUAUGUCGCUCAAGGCGAUGCCUCUUACAGCCAAGCGCAAUAUCACUACAGCGCGAUCGUACCCUACGCUGCCUCUUCUGUCUAUGCUCCUGCCAUUCUGCCCGGAUUUGCAUUCAAUUCGAGCACGGGAUGGACGCAAGACCUCUCGGAUGGCUUGGCCUCCAUGGCAGCCCGCUUCAAUGCAAAAGGACAGACUCCGGCUGCCUUUGUAGCAGCUUGGCGCAAUGUGCACGACACCAUACGAGCCAAUCCGUCUUGCAACAACACUUUCCUCCUCUGGUCACCCAAUGUCUACACAUCAGAUCCUGACGAUCUGCAAGGCUACACUCAGUAUUAUCCUGGAGACGACUACGUCGACAUUGCAGGCAUAUCAUACUAUGCAGUCUCACGAGAUCGCGUUGCAAAUGACGUGCCGGACGAUACUGCCUUUGUCGACGGUUUCGCUUCCUUUUACAAGCUCUAUGGCGCAAUCCAUCCUAUCGUCAUUUCCGAAACAUCAGCACCAUUCAACUACUUGCUUCCCGCAGACUUCGAUAGCUCCGGCCCAGACACAGACAUCUCUGGUCCUCUCCCGAAUACGACGACGCUUACAGCCGAGCCGAACAGCGCGAGCGAGCUCGAUAUGAAGAUGGCUUGGUUUGAACAAAUGACAGCUCCCGCUGUCGUCCGCAAGUACCCAAACCUGACCGCAAUCAGCUGGUUCAAUUAUUUCAAGGAGAGCACGAACAACACCCUUGCAGACUUUAGAGCCGUCGGUCAGCCCGACGUGACGACCUUCUUUAGACAGUACAUUGGCAAUUCGACUGCAUUCGCAAAUGGUUACACUGGUUCUGCCGAUACACUCGCCCACCACGCACGCACGCUAAUAGCACUUCUUCCUGUCGUUGUCACCAUUCUCAGUAUCUAAUGUCAUUGCAAGUCUAGCAACACGAAUGACCGCGUGUGAACACGACAUGCAGAGCACAAGCC